Paraphaeosphaeria sporulosa is the source of this 705-nucleotide messenger RNA. RefSeq names its product general substrate transporter. Gene Ontology annotation, biological process: transmembrane transport; carbohydrate transport. Gene Ontology annotation, cellular component: membrane. The record is from RefSeq and is a predicted model, not a curated record. The transcript has a single exon. The annotation marks the transcript as partial. Lineage: Eukaryota; Fungi; Ascomycota; Dothideomycetes; Pleosporales; Didymosphaeriaceae. Gene Ontology annotation, molecular function: carbohydrate:proton symporter activity.
CAGGAGAUCACGGCAGCGUUGUCAAUCGAGGCAGAGGCAAAGAAGAUCACUGGUAAUUUCCUGCGGUCGUUGAAAAGCCUCGGAAACAGGAGGCGGCUUAUUAUCAUGACCUGGGCCGCCAUCUGUAGCCAAAUGUCCGGAAAUGCCUUCGUCUCGUACUACUUAUCGCCCAUCCUCACUUCCGUUGGAUUGAAGAACGACCUGCAACAGACGCUGAUCAAUGCAACCAGUCAGAUGCUUUCUUGGUUUUCAGCUCUAUACUUCGCUACUCUUCCUGCCAAAGUCGGUCGCCGUACGCUGUUCCUCGCGUCCCUGGCCUGCAUGUGGAUCAUCGUCAUCUGUAUUACCGCCGGGAGCGCCACGGUCGCCAAACAUAACAGCAACAAGGCUGCUGGCUACUCUGUUGUUGUUUUCCUGUACCUGUUUUCGCCCGCCUACAAUCUUGGUUUCAACGGGAACCUAGGCCUCUACAUCCCGGAGAUUUUGCCGUUCGGCUUGCGCACCCGCGGCCUGGCCUUUUUCUACUUCGUACAGUUAUGCUUCAUGAUUCUGUCCACUUUCGCUGUGCCGGUAGGGCUGGAGAAUAUCUCGUGGCACCUUUACAUUAUCUUUGUUGUCUGGGUCAUGGUCGAAUUUGUGGGUGUGUGGUUCUUGUUCCCCGAAACCAAGGGACCGUCUCUGGAGGAGAUUGCUUUAAUUUUUGAU